This is a messenger RNA of Equus caballus (horse), 1830 nucleotides long. The record is from RefSeq and is a predicted model, not a curated record. NCBI's taxonomy places the organism in Eukaryota, Metazoa, Chordata, Mammalia, Perissodactyla, Equidae.
GCUCUGUGAGGUGAAAGGAACUGACGUUCUCAGUUUCACUUUACAUGGAGAGGGAAACUGAGGCCUGAGGCUCUGAAGUGAGGCUCCUCCUGCACAGCUGCUCAGCUCUAGGUCCCACUGGAUCUUAGCAUCUCAGACGCUAAGCCGGUUGCUUUUCCUAUAGGACAGUGUGUGUUGAUAGCUUGUCGUCACUUGGUCAGUUCAAGGACAGUGAUUUGGGUUCACGAGUGGAGCCAUCUCUGAGUUGGCCUUCACCGCAGUGGUGUUUCACCCCAUCGGCUCACGUUUCCUAACUUUCUUCUGCAGUGGCUGGUGAAGCGAGCUAUAGAAACAAAAGAAGAGAUGGGUGACUACAUCCGCUCCUACUCUGUGUCCCAGUUCCAGAAGACCUGCAGUCUCCCUGAGGAUGAUGACUUCCUCAAGAGAAAAGAAAAGGCCAUCAAGACUGUUGUUGACCUCUCAGAUGUUUACAAGCCCCGUCGGAAAUACAAACGCCAGCAGGGAGCAGAGGAGCUGCUUGAUGAAGAAUCUCGAAUCCAUGCUACACUUUUGGAAUAUGGCAGGGUGACUGACUCCUUGAUGUGAGUGUGCCUCCUUGUGCUUCUUCCUUUAUGCUGGAAGUGGUUGCUGUGCGCUGCCUCCUAACCCAACCCUCCUUGGGUGGCUGGAACUAACAGCACUACCACCUAGUGUCUCCCUAAGUGAGCACCCGAUGGCUUCCCCCUCUGGGGUAAUAGAACCAGCGGAAAUUAGGCUUAACUGGCUUAAUUAUUCCAUCUUUCAAAUGGAAUUGCAAUCACCACUUUGUUUUUGGUUUUUGAGGGAGUAGUGUGGGGUCAAGUCCUUCCUUCCCAAGGUUGAAAACUAGUGUGUUUUCUAACUAGUUGUUAGUUCUGACCCUAAGCCACCUGGUGUGUUGGCUGCCCCCACAGCUGACAAGUUGCUGCUGUGAAUUGAACUCCUCUUCUGAGUCAGGCAGUACCAGAGCAGCUACGUAAUUUAUGGGACCCAAUAUAAAUGAAAAUGCAGGGCCCCUUGUUAAGAAUUAUUAAUAAUGAUUAAUUGUCAAGAAUUUCAAGACAGCAACAACAACCAAGUGUGGGGCCCUUCUGCCUGUGGGGGCCCUGUGCAGCUAGACGGUUGCACGCCAUGGGCACCGUGAUGGGGUCUUUCUAGCCAAGCCCAAGCUGCAAGUGAGUAGAUGAGGCUGCACUGCUCUGGGUGACCCAGAGCUGGAGAGACAACCUCUGUGAAUGUCACGUGUUCCAGAGCCAGAGGACUUAGGGGAAUGUUGUGCUGUUUGUUAGUUUGUAUUGUUCAUACCUCCAUUUUUUCCAAUAUCGUGGAUCCUGCGAUGUUCCUGGGAGUGAAAAGGAGUCAGAGAGUUGGUAAAUGACCCACCUCACGGAGACCAUGCUGACGCUAUUUCGAUACUUUGUUUUGAAAUCCUCAGUUUCAAACUGGAUCUUUUGCGUGCAUGGUAGAUGGUAGCUGUUAUCACCUUGGGAGGGCUGGGUAAAUUCGAGACAUCCUCUGCAUCCUCAGGAGUGGUUGGUGCAGUUUGAGGCCAGAGUCAGGCUGGGCUUUCUUUACGGAAGGGAGCAGGGCACAGCUUCUGUUUGUGACUCCUCUCACAUUUGGAGGGUGAGAAAGGGGCACAGUGUCGCAGUACCAAUCUUAGUUCCUGUUGGUGGGUCAUGCUGAGUUCUCCUGAUUUCUCAGAAGAGGGUAGGUGUGUGAUGAGGAUUUUUUGUUUUUGUUUUUUUGGGAGAGGGAUUAUUUUGCUUUCUGUGGAGCUUUCUGGCAAGGAGAAAGUGGGUUUGUGAGAGG